AUGUCUCCUCCAUCAGCAAUCGAGCCUCAAGCAGGCGACGAGACCAGAGCGAACACGGUAGCACCGAACGAGCCUGGUCUGAACCAGAAAGAUGGAAAGAUUGAGAUGUUGAAGUUUCCCAAGCCGCCAAAGUUUGACGAUCCGUACAAGGAGCGGGCGUACCUGAAGGGCCGACUGGCUGCUGCUUUCCGCAUCUUUGGAAAGUAUGGAUUUGAUGAGGGGGUGGCUGGUCAUAUCACGCUGAGGGAUCCUGUGGACCCUACGACCUUCUGGGUCAAUCCGUUUGGUGUCGCCUUCAGCCUCAUCAAAUCCUCGGACCUCAUUCUCGUCAAUGCAAAGGGCGAGGUCAUCGAUGGUGGCGAGUGCCGACUGUUGAACACGGCAGCUUAUAUGAUCCAUCACGCGGUCCAUUCUGCCCGCCCCGAUGUCGUCGCCGCAGCACACUCGCAUUCGAUUUACGGUCGCACAUUCUGCGCACUUGGUCGCAAACUCGAUACCAUAACACAGGACUCAUGCGCGUUCCACAACGACCACGUCAUUUACGAGUCGUUCAACGGUGUCGUACUGGCCGAGGAAGAGGGCAAGAACAUUGCAAAGUGUCUAGGCGACAAGAAGGCCGCGCUGCUCCAAAAUCACGGCCUUCUGACUGUAGGCAAGAGCGUAGAAGAGGCAGUGUUCUGGUUCAUUAGCAUGGAGAAGUGCUGUCAAUCACAGCUGAUGGCGGAUGCAGCGGCGGUUGGGCGGGGUGGCGAGACGGUGAAGAUUACAGAGGAGGACGCGGUAUACACACACAAGACGAUUGGAAGCUCGCUGGCUGGGUGGUUCAGUGCGAAACCGCUAUUCGACGUUAUACACAAGGAGACGCAGGGAGAUUAUCUGGAGUAG
This is a messenger RNA of Alternaria incomplexa, 885 nucleotides long. RefSeq lists its product as uncharacterized. Gene Ontology annotation, molecular function: actin filament binding. Gene Ontology annotation, cellular component: cytoskeleton. The transcript is spliced from 2 exons. The record is from RefSeq and is a predicted model, not a curated record. NCBI's taxonomy places the organism in Eukaryota, Fungi, Ascomycota, Dothideomycetes, Pleosporales, Pleosporaceae. The coding region runs from base 1 to 885 and encodes 294 amino acids.